AUGUCGUCUGCGACCACCAACAGGCCAGCGGCUGCCAUGGCCGGUGCUGGGCGGUCCACCCGGUUCCCAGAGUUUGGUGCUGCCUCCGGGAGGCACAAUAGUGACUCCUCUCAGUCUUCAACUCUUGGUCAGACGUUUGGCAAUGGGGGUUCAUGGCAAGCCUCGACCGGCAUAUGGGGCCCGAACACAAUUGGUAGCGGAUUUCCCAAUGUGAAGAGAGAUGCUUCACGUUCGCGUCGUAGGUCUAGCUUGGCUUGGGAGGCUCCCACUACCACUAACAUCAAAACAGCGUCAGGCAAAGAUGAUUUCCUCGACGGCCCCAGCGGCUCAGGUGCUCUAGCUGCAUCUUCCGAGGCUGACCCGUGGAUUGCACGCACAAACGGGCCGUGGAAUCCUCCCGACACGACGUCUCCUACGCUGCAGUCGCACAGUGGAAGCACUUCUCCUUCUCAUACACGAAAUAGCAUCCCUACGACCACACCACAAACGCUUCUGGAGAUCCAAAACCAGUAUCAGCAGUCACGACCGGGUAUGAACCAGAGCUCAAGCUUCAGCAGGUCCCAACCGAAGAGCAAUCUGGAUCCAUCCUCCGGUAGCUUUAAGUUUGUGCGGAAACCAUCAUUUGUGUACAACGACGACAAGGAGAAUUCGAGCCAGUACGUUUCGAAUGCAGAGAAUUUUGAUUUGGACGUCUCAUCGAGGUAUCUGCCCAUCGGUAGCACUGCGUCAAGAGAUGGCAGUAUGCCACCCUCGAGAGCAUCAGACUCUGGUGGUCUCAAUGGGGGGAGUGUAUCGUUUGGUAAUGGUAAUCAGCCUUUCGGCUCUCUUGGUCACCACACGCCAAACAGCUCGAUCCACUCCCAACGCCCUUCAUUCUCCGGGCCCUCAACUUCGUUCCCCUCGCAAGGAAAUGGCUCGAGGUAUGACCCAGAAGCCGAGUUAAGCGAAAAGUUCGGAGCAUUCAGCCUUGGGCGUGAGGCUGAGCAGUCCGGCGUGUCUCAUCUUAACAAUAUCCCCAGCACGUCAUACUCUCCAAAUCAUCCCAGCUUUUCCCAGCAAAGCUAUCCUUCAGGAAGCGCUUCUGGAAUGUGGGGGGAUGGUUCUAAGGUCCUCAACAACUUUGAGCCUUAUUCCAAUCAACCCUUUGCCGACCAAGUAUACUUCAACAAGCCUGCUCCUCGAUUCACUGAGAGAGGCACUGUCUCACCAGCAGGUAGUGACUACCGCCGAGGCAUUAACAGCCCCAAGUACUAUCCCGCUGCUGGGACCCCCCCCUCUGGAUCCGACCAAAUAUAUAGGCCAAGCUCAAGAGGUCCACGAGUCCCACAAGGGCCUUCUGAAUUGGACAGGAGAUUGCAAAAUAUACAUUAUGCGCAGCAAGCCCAGGCAUAUAUGUAUGGCACCCAAUUCCACGGCCAAUAUCCUGCACAUGCCUACGAUUACCCUGCCCACCAGAAUUACAGACCGGCCAAUGUUCCAUACGGCUACCCAAUGCCAAUGCCCCCUUAUCCUCCAACUCAAAUUAUUCCCACUCGACCAGCGAAGGAUCAGGAUGUUGGUGUCGGUGUUCGAAGCGUACUUCUAGAAGAGUUCCGCUCAAACUCAAAGUCAAACAAGCGUUAUGAGCUGAAAGACAUCUACAAUCAUGUGGUUGAGUUUAGUGGGGACCAACACGGAUCACGCUUCAUCCAGCAGAAGCUGGAAACCGCCAAUAGUGACGAGAAAGAGCAAUUGUUCCGCGAGAUUCAACCCAACGCCCUGCAGUUGAUGACUGAUGUUUUCGGCAACUACGUCAUUCAAAAGUUGUUCGAACAUGGAAAUCAAGUCCAGAAACGAGUACUGGCUGAACAGAUGAAGAACCAUGUUAUGGAGCUGUCAAUGCAGAUGUACGGAUGUAGGGUUGUUCAAAAGGCUCUAGAGCAUGUCCUCGCUGAUCAGCAAGCGGAAUUAGUCGAAGAGCUCCAGGUUGAUGUUUUGAAGUGUGUCAAGGACCAGAACGGCAAUCACGUCGUGCAGAAAGCUAUCGAGCGUGUGCCAACCGAACACAUUCAGUUCGUCAUCGAGGCUUUCAAAGGCCAAGUCAACAUUCUCGCCACGCAUCCUUACGGAUGUCGGGUCAUUCAAAGAAUCUUGGAAUAUUGCAAGCCCCAUGAUCAAGUGGCGGUGUUAGAGGAGCUACACCAAUGUGCGUCGAUGCUUAUCACAGAUCAAUAUGGCAACUAUGUCACGCAGCAUGUCAUCCAGCACGGAAAGCCAGAAGAUCGGGCCAAGAUCAUCAAGAUCAUCACAGGCCAGCUUCUGACCUUGUCAAAGCACAAAUUUGCAUCGAAUGUGGUGGAGAAGAGUAUCCAAUUCGGCACUGACGAACAGAGAAAAGCUAUCGUGGCCCAAUUGACGGCAAUUCACAGUGAUGGCACAAGUCCUCUGCAGCUAAUGAUGAAGGACCAAUAUGGCAAUUAUGUUAUUCAAAAACUCCUUGCACAAUUAAAGGGUGCUGAGCGUGACGCUUUUGUCGAGGAUAUGAAGCCGCAGCUCCUCCAACUCAAGAAAUACAACUACGGCAAGCAAAUCGCCGCCAUCGAGAAGCUAAUCUUCACUGGCCCACAACCUUACAUCACACCCUCUUCCCUGGGCACGCCCAUCUCUCAAACAAUGCCCAUUGAGAUCAACUCGAAUGCCCCGACUCCAAUGCUCACCAACGGGCAAAACAGUCCGCAGAGCAGCAGUCUACCAAGUACAAAUGUCAGCACCAUCGAAGACCCAACUGACGGCCCGAUCUCAGGCAAACACACGGGGCACAAUGAAAAGCCCUGCCCCGAAGUGAUCAUCAAUGGCGUUUGAAUUUGGGUUCAAAACUUUCCUCGACUCAACACUUGAACGAAAAAUCAUCAAAUCAUGGCAGGCGCGUUGGUCGGUCUUGGAUGGGGUGGGACGGCUAUCAAAAGUGACUUUUUUCUAUUAAUGGUUUCUCUGGUCUGCGAGA
This is a messenger RNA of Hyaloscypha bicolor E, 2983 nucleotides long. Its product is annotated as ARM repeat-containing protein. Gene Ontology annotation, molecular function: mRNA 3'-UTR binding. The record is from RefSeq and is a predicted model, not a curated record. Gene Ontology annotation, biological process: nuclear-transcribed mRNA catabolic process, deadenylation-dependent decay. Bases 1 to 2841 code for a protein of 946 amino acids. Gene Ontology annotation, cellular component: cytoplasm. NCBI's taxonomy places the organism in Eukaryota, Fungi, Ascomycota, Leotiomycetes, Helotiales, Hyaloscyphaceae. The transcript has 5 exons.